AUGGGCAAGAAAGGAACGGCAGUUCAUUGUCCACUUGGUGGAGCCAAAAAAAAAAGACGAACCAAGGAAGACGCUGAAGGCUCUGCAAUAAUUGCUGACCAAGUUGACACGAGUGAAGCUCAAUAUGUCAAUAAGCGUCUGAUAGAAAUUGAAAACGCACUCAACGCGGUUCAGGAACCUUUGCAAGUGGAUGCUCAACCAAACCAACACCACAACGACCUUCAAGACAACAACAACAUCGUAUACGGGGAUGCCUAUGACGACAUAAAUAAUUUCCUUCCUGCUCAAGAAGAUGCGGCGGUCCCACCGGAUCCCAAUGUUCCAUUUGCCACCUAUGUGCAAGGAUCAUUCUACAGAAGCAAAAAAAAGACUGAAAAUGAAAACUGGAAGAAGGCUCUGCCGGAUAUGUUCAUUACCUACAUGACCUACUCGCAGGAAACUUCCCAAUGGGGUGAUCCAACCAAAUGGAAUUAUGAUCACAACAAACCAUGUUGCUGUGGUGUGGGGGACCUGAGAAUGUGUAAGGUUGAUAUGUUAGAUAUUUUGGGUGAGCGGUAA
Messenger RNA from Melampsora larici-populina 98AG31, 558 nucleotides. RefSeq lists its product as uncharacterized. The coding region runs from base 1 to 558 and encodes 185 amino acids. NCBI's taxonomy places the organism in Eukaryota, Fungi, Basidiomycota, Pucciniomycetes, Pucciniales, Melampsoraceae. The record is from RefSeq and is a predicted model, not a curated record. The transcript has a single exon.